Arctia plantaginis is the source of this 1596-nucleotide messenger RNA. Lineage: Eukaryota; Metazoa; Arthropoda; Insecta; Lepidoptera; Erebidae. The record is from the annotation of a GenBank genome assembly.
AUGUUACCUCUAAAAGAGGAUGAAGAAUAUGCGAAGUUCCCAAAGCUGUUUCACCUUGACGAAUAUCACGAGUGUCUGAAACAAGCAGACGGGCGCUACUGUGUUGGCACCUUCCACGUCAAACCUUUGCAGGAACCAGAUCAUAUUUACGAACUCAUGAAGGAAUACUCUCUUGACGACCACAACUUCAACCGGACGCUUAUUCACCGCGGUGUCUGCGUGAGCUCCCGCUGCCCUUCACUAUCGCACGUACACAAUGUGUCAGAGCGCUUCGACCGCUGCGUGGCACAGGAUUCUAACCAACGAUCGCUCCAAACGAAACUAACUGAGCUGAUAUAUUGCCGUUCACAUGCAGAAGAUGACGCUUUCAACAAUACCAACGCUGCAAUAGAAACGCCUCACAGGGUUUUUGUUUACGCAGUACUGGGUCUUCUAGCGCUGAAUGUGAUCGGUACUAUAUAUGAUAAAGUGAAAGGAGAUGAUGCAAACAAAUCAAAGAUAUUAAUGUCGUGGUCCAUUUUAUCUAAUUGGAAGGAACUUGUCGGUCCCUAUCCUGAUGGAGAUCCACGCUUAGCAGCAGUACUCCCAUUUGCAAGUUUUAGGAUUAUGCCUGUUUACAUUCUGGUGAUUGGAUUCGCUGCUACCUGGUGGCCGCUGAUGAGUGACGGUCCUCUCUGGCACUCUUUUGUUGGCAAAGAGUCACAAAUAUGCCGCCACAAGUUCUGGAAUCAUGCAUUUUUCAUCAGAAAUUUCUUUACAGCUGAACCAUUCUGUUUAGCACAAACUUGGUCUCUGGCAGCAGACAUGCAGCUAUAUAUUUUGGGAUGUUUGGUCAUUCUGUGUCUGCAACGAGUGAGGAGACUGGCUCUUCUACUUCUGGGCAUCGGCUUUGUAUUGUUUAGUAUUCUAAACGCCAUCUUAUCUUACAUCAAUCUAUGGAGACCCUUUAUGCUGAUAUCUGGGCCAGAGAACUUGCGGACCAUGUUCAUAAACGAGCCAUCAUUUUAUAAAUUCUAUUUGAGUUCUGUGACCAGUUUGUCUGCUAUGAUGGCUGGGCUCUUCCUCGCAUAUUUAUACUACCAGAUCAAUAAGACAGGAGUCAGGCGUCAUGAUAAUAAGUGGUUGUUCUACACGAGUAUUCUUAUGUUAAUAAUUUGGCCAAGCUGUGGAUACUUUCUGCAAAUCUACAUGUCCAGAGAAUUCUCUGCUUUUUACAUGGCUUUUGAGAGGCUCGUAACCUUGAUUUUAUCGGGCAUGCUAUUAUUUAGCAUGUUUAAUAGAAUGCUCAAGAAAAAGUUAAAAACACACACGGCCAACACUCCAACAAAAGAUUCUCCAAAACGCAUGUUCUCUUGGCGCAUCUGGUACCCGCUGGGCCGGUCAUCACUUUCUGUUUUGAUGUUACACUGGUGCGUCAACAUGAUGUUUACGGCUUCUACACUACAGCCAAUCACCAGAAAUGCUCUGAGCGUGACUGCAGAUACCAUAACAACUACAUUCGUCACGUACCUGCUAGCUUUACCGGUCACUCUGUUAGUUGAAAUUCCCUUCACUACGUUAUAUUCGGCAUUAACCUCACGACAGAAACAAGAAUAG